This is a messenger RNA of Phialemonium atrogriseum, 1457 nucleotides long. RefSeq lists its product as uncharacterized. The record is from RefSeq and is a predicted model, not a curated record. The coding region runs from base 1 to 1071 and encodes 356 amino acids. The transcript is spliced from 4 exons. NCBI's taxonomy places the organism in Eukaryota, Fungi, Ascomycota, Sordariomycetes, Cephalothecales, Cephalothecaceae.
AUGUUACCGUCAUAUCUGCUGCAAGUGGCAGCCGCGGUGGUCGGCAGGGCCGAGUCUCCAGAGCAUAACAACUUCGAGGCAGUAAGCCCGACGAAGACAACAACAACAACAACAACAAGCUCGACGUUCUCGCUCACGAUCCCGACGACGGUUCCCACCCACACAAUAGCGGUUGGUGCGGACGGAUUCAAGUACACGCCCGCGGAAUACAAGCCCGUAGAUAUUGGUGAUAUCAUUGAGUUUCGCUUCUAUCCUGGAGGCCACACGGUUGUCCGGGCAGAAUUUGGAUUCCCAUGCAUCCCAUAUGAGUACACGGGAGCCAACAAAAUUGGCUUCUUCAGCGGCCACAAGUCGCCUCAAGUCAUCUCGAACGAUCUUCCGACCUUCCAAGUACGGGUCAAUGACACAGAUCCCUUCUUUUUCUACUGCUCUGCGCCUACCUCCUGCGUCGACCACCACAUGAUUGGAGCCAUCAACGCCGGCGGCAACAAGACGCUAGAAAAGCAGAUUGAUUUUGCCGUGAACGCAACUUAUCAGUUGGCCCCUGGAGAUCCUUUCCCCUCGGAAACGGCGAGCCCGACCGGAACUCCCUCACCGACGAACUCACCAGACGGCGUGCCGUCGAAUUCCGGGGUCAGCGACGGGGGAGGCCACCACCACCUCAGCGCCGGGGCAAUCGCCGGCAUCGUCAUCGGCGCGGCUGCGGUUCUGGUCCUGGGCGGUGGCUUGAUCUAUCUGUGCGGAUGGAGAUACGGCAUGUAUCGUACAAACACGCAAAUAUUUCCGCCACCAAUGGCUGACGCCAAAUUCUCACCGUCGCCGAAGAGCCCAGGACACGGGGCGGCCGCGACAAUGCAUUACUCGGUGCCUCCCGGCAACGACCCUUACCAGGCGCAGAGUCCUUCGAAUCCAUACCUCCAGUCUCAGUCGCCGAUACAUCCCGGUACUUACCCGAGCCCUGAUAAUACGAGCACCCACGGCCCCCUUAUGGGGGUGAACGGUGGGCAAGGCUACUACCAGUCAGUGUUUGUUCGCUCGAUUUAUUUUCUUAGGAGUCUCCUUCCUAACUAGUCUAUCACAGUCACGGCGGGCAAACCACCUCACCUCAUGCGCAGGUACAACAUCAGACAGCGCCAGUCGAGCUACCAGCAACAAAUAGUCCAGGCAACUCGCCGAUGCCAAUAUACCGGGAGAGGAAGUAUUCAUGGUCACAAGGCGAAGAAGCCCUAUAUCGACCAGGAGACAAAUCAUGAACACAAAUGCGCCACUCCGACAUAUGCAGUCCUCCUUGACAUACGAUCCCAUGACAUAACGAGUCACGUAUCUAAUAAUACAAUUGCUUCAUCCGUCACGAGGCGGUAGAAUACACGGCAUUUAACUCAUGGAGUGGUAAUGGGGCGUUCAGGGGGCCCAUUCGACACGGAGGUCCGAUAAAUUCUUUGUUUCCAUGGCCUUUU